This is a messenger RNA of Podarcis lilfordi (Lilford's wall lizard), 36604 nucleotides long. Lineage: Eukaryota; Metazoa; Chordata; Lepidosauria; Squamata; Lacertidae. The record is from the annotation of a GenBank genome assembly.
GCUGGAAGGGGAAAUAUGAAGGGGAGUUUCUGCAGCAGCAGCAGCAGCUCAGUGAGGAGGAGAAUAAGCCGCGGAGGAGAAGCCGGCAGUGAAACAGGGACGACCAGAGAGGUUGCAGAGGACAGGGAAGGCGCCUGAGGAGCCCCAGACGCCUCUCUGCGCGCGCCCAGAGUCCUUCGGGGCGCCCGGCAUGGGGCGCGCCGCCUUGUAUUGAAAGCCCUCUGCGCAGGAGGGGGAGCGCGUGGAGUUCAGCCUCGGGCAGAAGCCGCCGCCGCCGCCGCCGCGCGAGGAGCUGGGACUUGGCUGCCUCCUCCUCCUGCUCGUGCCGCUGGCCCCGAAGAGAGAGCGGGGAUUCUGAUUCCGCCAGGUGGGUGCCCAGAAGAGGCUCUCCAGCCCGCCCCUUCAUCUUCUUCCCGCGCAAGGAUUUUGUGUGCGUGUGUGGCGGGGGUCGGGGGAUUAUUGGCAUUGCAAGGGAGGCACAAAGCUUCCCGGAGAAGAAAGUGUGGAGGGAGAGGAAGAAAGCGCCGGAGGAUAAAAGGAAGAAAGAGGCGGAAGGAAAAGUGAGAGGCUUGGACGGGGGAAGCCGCUGGAGAGCUGGAAAUGUCCUGUCUCUGCUGCAGCCUGCUGAGAUACCUGUUCCUAGCCCUGCUCUUGCAUGGUGAGUACUGCAGAUAAACGCAAUUGCAAUGUUUCUGUUAUACUGUAGUUAUAUCUGCGAGAAAUUUUUAUUGCUUUUAGGCAACUCUUAGGCAACUUUAAAAACUUGGGAAGUUUUUGACGUUUUAUUUUGUUUUUAUAUUUUGCUGGAAGCUGCCCAGAGUGGCUGGGGGAAACCCAGUCAGAUGGGUGGGAUAUAAAUAAUAAAUUUAUUAGUUGUUAUUGUUAUUUAGGCGGAUCUUUCUUCGAAGUGGCAACUUGAAUAUUUUAUCGUAGUAAUGAGCAGCCUCACACGUUGGUAGUGCUGCACUUGUGGAUAAUAAUAAUUAUUCUUUAUGUAUGGUUUCCCCUUUCUCGUGUCACUUUAGGCUAAGGGCUAUCCGCAGUGAAAAGCUGGAUUUUACCUGUUUUAGUUUUAGAUAUAAAUGUUGCCACAAACAUCAGUGCUUGGAAGCAAGAGCUCUCGGUUCUCCAGAAAAGCUAACUAGUUGGAAUAGGCAAAAAUUGUGUGGUGUGUUUUCUAGAGUCAGAAAGUGCCCCUUCCACAUGCAGAAAUGUCUUGUAUAUUACUUGUGGUCGGCUGAGUGAUUUUUUAUGGUUCUGAAAGACACAAUAUAGAAGCCGUCUGUAGGUUUUUGCCUAUAAAGCUUUGAACAGGAUACAUUUGAUCUUUAUUAGCUUGUCCCAUUUGGGGGCUAUAUGGCGUGAUUUUUCCUCUGUCUCUGUUUUCUUAAUUGUAUCCAUGGGCAAAAUGUUUAGAGCAUAACUUGGAUUCUGCAUGCUUGAUCACGUGGAAAGAGUUUCAGGCCACAGGCCCAAACUCUUUAUUUCAUUGACUUCAGUUACACUACUCGGACACUAGCGGAUUCAGACCAAGGGACCAUCUCAUCUAGCAUCUUGUUUCCAACAGUAGUCAGCUGGAAAGUCCACAAGAAGGGUAGAGAGCAAUAACCUCUGCUCAGCAACCGCUUUUCAAGAGUUAUUUCUUAACAUGUAAGGUCCCCUUAGUCAUUUAUAGACAUACCCUCCCUUAAUCUGUUUCAUUCUCUUUUAAAGCAGGCUAAGCCAACUGGUCACCAUCACAUCUUAUGGCAAUGAGUUCCAUAAGUUUAUUAUGAGGAAGUAUUUUCCUUGGUGUGUCCUGAAUUUGCUGUGAAUUAAUUUCAUCAGCUGACCCUGCGUUCUAGUAUUGUGAGAGGAAGAAGAAAAAACCUUUUUCUGCUUUCCUCACGGUGUCCAUAAUCUUAAAACUCUUUUAAGCUCAUUUUUAGUUGCCUUGUUAUCUAAACUAAAAAGCCCCAACGCCUCAUACAGAAGGUCUCUCAACACCCUUGAUCAUUUGCUUACCCUUUUAUGCACCUGGCCCACUUCUGCGUAAAUCUGUAUAUUUUUUAUCAUAUACAAGACUAGAAUUGUAUAAUAGAUUCUAAAUGCAACAACAUCAUACAAUUAUAUAAAGUUAUUAUGACACUGGCAGUCUUGCUUUCUGUCCUUUCCUAAUAAUUCUGCCUUUUUUCCUCUAAUGCGGAAUUUGUUAAUGCUUUCAUUGAACUAUCUACCACAACCACAUCAUAUCUUGCAUAAUCACAAUGUUUCAAAUCAUAUAAGGGUAUAUAUAGUUGGGUUGAGGUUAAGUGUGCACCACUCUUUACUUACUCUGUUGAAACCUGUUUGCCAUUUUGCUGUCCUAAUCCAAUAUGUGGAGAGCUCUCUGAAUAAUCCUUGGUAAUCUCCUUUUGCAUUUCCACAAUCUGAAUAAUUUGACAUCAUUUGCAAACUUAGAAAACUUGAAGCAUAUUCCUCCCUGAUCAUAAUGAAAUAGCCCCAAUAUAGAUAUUUGGCAUAGGGGGACUUCUUAGUUCCCUCCAUUUUGAAAAUUGCUCAUUUAUUGCUACCCUCUGCUUUCUGUUCUUCAGCCAGCUACUGAUCUGUAAGAGGAUAGCCCCCCCUUAUCCCAGGACUUUAAGUUUACUCAAGAGAUUCUGGUAAAGAUUUUGUUGAAAGCUCAACUAUAUAAUAUCUUCCAGAUUACCCUGAUCCAUGUUUGUUGACAGCCCCCACAUCCAAUGAAUUAUAAAACACUGAUGAGGCAAGACUUCCUUUUGUAGGAACCAUGCUCUUUCCUAGAAAAAUGUGUUCUUCCAUAGACACAAUAUUCAAGUUUUAAUAAUACCUAGUCCAGAGCUACUAUAAAGUAUGUAGCAUUUCCUUCUAAGUGGUCUUUGAACACUUCAAAAAUGUUUAUUGGGAUACUUACUCUUCACUGCUGGAUAACCAUCCAGUAGGAGAUGAAGUGACACUUAGGCAGAUAUGACCCCAGCACUGAACUCCAUUGCUGAAUUUUCAAACAUGCUAAGCAAUCAUCAGUGGCAGCUGUGGAGAGUAAGCAUUAUUUAGAUACCUUACUAAGUUACAUGCCUAAUUUUAUGCACUAUUGAUAUCUAAAAUCCCAAAUGGUCAUUGCUAUAGUUUUUGGAACACAGGAAUCACAUCUUCCCAUUUAUUCGGACAACGCAAAGUACAUAAAUGCCACAUAGUAAAUAAUAAAGAUCAUGAGCAUUCUGUGUAUCUUUUGCUUUUAUAGACAGAAGACUUGCUCAUCAAAGGGUUUUUUAUUCCUCCCCUUCAACUCAAACUACAAAAUAUAUAGACUGUAUAAAUAUGUCUGGUUGAGACAGACCUGCAUGGACGCCAAGGUGCACUUUAAAAUUCUGUGAUCUGGGCGUCUAGAAGUCAAAACGGAAGGUUUGAAGUUAGAGGCUAAGUAAGGAGAGAAGGUAUAAUUAUAGGGUUAGACUCUCAGGCUCAUCUGCUUGGAAUUACCCAGCUGUUUUAAACUUUGGCUGAAAUGUGAAACAAAUCAAGGCCAAUAGUCAGAUCAAACAAGCCGCUGCCAAGAGAAGUUGAAAUGGGGAGCCUUGUCUGCAUGCAUGCACACACACACACACACAGUAUAGUGUCAUCAGAUGGGAACAUUAAAAAGAAAAAGGAGAGGAGAGAAAAUUAACUUGUUCAGGCCAUAGUCACUGAUUAACAACACAGGGAUGGAGAGCUGAUGUGGAAAACCAUAUGGAUAGACAGUUGGAUGCAAUACUUGGACUUGUAGCUUUUUUCAGUGCAUCUUAACUCCUAAACAUGCUUAAUGAAAAUGUUCUGUUCCUUUCAGGAACUUGUUCAUGAAUAAGAAUCUGUAGGAUUCAGCAACGAUUAUGAUUGUGGUGCAGAUUUGUGUAAUACUUUAUACUGGGGUUGUUGUUGUUUUGACAUUAUGACUACUACAGACUUUGUUGGAUAGAUGGGCUAUAAAUUAAACAAGCACAAGCACAACUUAUUUAAUUUUCCCGUGUAAUUCUAGAACUCGUGGCUACCCAGUAAAAUUUAUUCAGGAUAGUGAAGAGAAAGUACUUCAAAUGAUGUAUAAAUUAACUUUUGGACUUCACUGCCAUGGGAUGUAGUGAUGGCCACUGGCUUAAAUGGCUUUCAAGACGAUUAGAUGAAUUCAAGGAAGGUAGGUCUAUCAAUGGGCGUUAGCCACCUUGCUACAUGGAACGUUUGUGCCCAAAGGCAAUUCAUCUUUGAAUAACAGCUGCUUGCCAGCAAAAACACCAGGAAGAGUUAUUGCUCUUCUACUCUGCAUGUGAGAUUUUUGAUAGCAUUAAGCUGGCUGCUAUUAAAAAUAAGUUAGUGGCCUAGAUAGACCUAUCUAGAUAGUCUUAUCUCAGUUCUAAGCAUGUACCCCAUUGCCCUUUCCUUUUAUGACUUAUUUUGUAUAUUUCUUCCUCUGUUCUCUUCUGAAUCAUUGAUGGCAGGGUAGGGAACCUGAAGCCCUCCAGGUGUUGCUGGAGCACAUAUCCCACCAUACCUGUUUGUUGACCAUGCUGGCUGGAGCUUGUGGGAUUUGAUGUCCAGUAACAUCUGAAAGGCCACAGGUUUCCCACCCCUUUACAUUUCAUCAGCAUCCAUGAAAACCAGUGCUCAAAAACUGAAUAGAAUGUCCCAGACAGAUUUAAUAUAUCACUGAUGCAUAAUGCUAAUAUUAUUUUCCACUAUUUGAUAUAUUGCUUCUGCUAAAACAAGCUGAAAUGGAAUUGGCCUUUUGGGCCACAUUGUUGUGUAUUGACUCUUACUCAGUUUAACCACACUAACCCCUUAACCACCCCUUAACAUUCAUCAGCAGCUAGCCAAACAAUAACUGAAAAGAAAUGCUGCCAAAAUAUCACAUAGCUGUAUCUCAGCCACCUGGACAGCAUCUGGCACUCCAGAGGUAUAUUAAAUGUGUUUACAUAAAUAGGCAAUAAAAUUCUAACACACCUUUUUGAAGUCAAGUUUGGUUGCUUAUCAAAUGGAAAUAUAAAAGUAAAAUGCAAUUCAAGAUUCAGAUCCAUGCUAAUAUUGCUUCAUAAAUGUAUCUAAACAACACAGGAAUAGCCUUUUUAAAAAAUCCUCCUUGUGUUCAUUAAUCAAAAUAAAACCUGUUGAAUGUCAAAAGAGGUUUGCAGCUGGAACUUGUCCAUUAUCGUGGUUUGCUCUGCUUAUACAAAAAGCCACAAAUGUUUCAGAUGUCAAAUGCUAAAAUCAUUCUGCUCCAGCAACUCUGAUUAACAAGAUGGGCAGUAAAGGUGGAUUCAAAACAAUUUAGCUAAUUCAGUUUUAAAAUGUUAUUUUUCCACCUCAGAUAUCACAAAUUAUUUGAAGAGACAUACCAGCCUUGCAGUAUUUAUAUUUUUGUUGUUGUUGUUCAGUAAAUUCACAUUUGCUUACCUUCGGUUUAAUUCUUCAAGGUAGUACUUGUUGCAGCCAUAUUGAGCUUUUCAAAUACAUAAUGUAGAAAAUUUGUACAUAAAAAAUAUAUUACCCCUUAUAAUUUCUUGGAAUGUGUUUGUGUGAUAGUGUUCCUGUUUUACAAUAUGAUUUUUUUAAUAUUUAGUUUACAGCAUUUAUAGGUUGCUCUAUCACAAAAAGUUCUCUAUGUGAUUUAAUUAGCAACAGGGCUCCGCUCCUUUCCCCAGUAGGUGAAAAAUGUAGCCAAUAUUAAGAAUUAGUACUUGGACCAAUACUGUUCUGCAUUUAUCACAUGCAUUUAUUAAACUAGGGAUCCCACUUGAACCAUGGUUUGAUAUUUUUUCUUUCCAUCUGUUAAUUUUGAAAAUGGAAAUCUGUGGUAGAUUUGAUUAAAAGGCAUAAUUACAGGCUCAAAAACUAUUCUCUUUGAUGAGUUAAAAUUCAUUUUCUUUUUUACAUUUAUCUGUUAUGAAAUAUUCUAAUUUCUCCUUGGCAAUAUGAUACUUGAGUUAUUAUAAACCUGCCUCCUUAUUAACUAAACAAAUUUAACCCCCUCUUUCAGAAUGUAUGUUCUCAUUAAUUAAGUGCUGGGAGUGUGGGUCUUGAAAAAGUUUUGAUACAUACAUUUAUUUAAAACAUUUCCAUACACACUGUUUAAAUCUUGGGAGGAUAUUUUUACUCCAUUAAAUAUUUACGCCUAAGAAUUUUUAGGAUCUACUUCUGAUUGCAAAUUGUUUUAACUGAUUUUAAUAUUAUAUUUUUAUAUUAUAACUUGCCCUGGGGCCUUUUGGUUAAGGACAGGUAAGAAAUCCAAUAAAUAAAGUUGAUUAAAUUCCCCCCAUAAAUUCUGUCAAUUACUUUUGUAGCCUAGGUAGAUCUAAAUAUAAUUCUCACAUUAAUAUUGCAUGUGUGUAUGCAGUACUGAGUGCUGUUGACCAGCUUGGGUCAAAUCCAAAGUUGAGCACAUCGCGAUGCUGCAUAUCAUUGGCAAUGGAUUCGUGGGUAAUAAAAAUUGCUUGCAGUGCUUCAAAUAAUGGGUAUGUUCUCACCAGUAUAAAAAGAAUCAGUGAUUUACAGCACCUUUGGGGAAUCACAUGCAAAAAGCACACAUCUGGAUGUGCAUUUGUACCUGAUCUUUGCCAACAAUGAAGUACAUGCUGUGUGCCUGGCUGCCAGUCCACCAUCAAGAACCUGAAGUGCAGACUUGAAUGGGAGCCAUCUUUCUUUCAUAAAAGUGAAUGGCUCCUGCUGAAAGACACAGAAAAGUCAGACACACAGUUAAAAGGACAAAUCCUGCCAUCUGAUUCCUGGAGACCCCAUUGUUAGGGGAAAUGGCAAACUGUGCCCCAAGCUUAAUUAUCUUCUCUGUCACACUGAGUUUGCAGCAGCGUGCUACAGCACCCCAAUGUGAUCUAUAGACACUGGUUGUACAAACAUAUAUAAUCAUUACCUUUUACAGUGCUGCCAGUAUUCUGCUGAGGCCUAGACUUUCCUGCUUAAUGAAUUUGGCGAUUUUUCAAGACUUUAAUCCUUUUGAUGUCCAGAGUGACUAAAGCAGAGCUACUAACAGAAACAUCUGCUUGGCCGUGAGAAAUAAUAAUCUCCAAUGUACCGGUAAUCUUUUUUUCCCCUUUUUUUCUUUUUUGCAGUGUAUUAGGAUCGGUAGUGGUGAGCUUAUCUAGCUGUUUCCCACAUCAAUAUAUAUCUAUAUAUUUGUUUAGGGGAAUUGAUUAGAUAAACAAAGGUUUCUCCUUUAAAUAAAUUGUGUUUUAUUUGCUGGAAACUUUCAAAAGCUGAUAAGUUUCACUUGAAACAUUUGCUACACAAAAUGAAUUGUAUUUAUACUGUAAUAACAGAGUUAAUGUUUACAGGUUUCACAAGAACUCAGCUUAUUGAGCCAUUGUACCAAAUGGAGCAAGUCUUAAUUCACCCUGGUGGAAAUAUUAACUAACAGCCUUACAGAGGCAUCCUAUGCAUGGUUACUCAGAAGUAAAGUCUAGAGCCCAGUGCAGAUGUUAUAGUUUAGUGUGAUGUAAACAAGCCACAGGAAUCAUUGUGCUCAUGUGCUCUCUGCAAUCCUUCUCUGACACAGCUGGAAGGAGAAGUAAGGAAGUAUUUGCUCCUGGCUUUGAACUGAUAAGCUGGUUAACAUUAACAUUGUUUUGAACAAAUCGUAGUUAAUGUUUAUUAAUGCUAAUUUGGACAAAACAGCAUAUGGUUCCCUGGUGGUGCAGGAGAGGAAAGAAUCACAUGAACCCAUGGCUCACUGAUGUUAUGCUAAGCUACGGUUUAGUGCAGUGGCUGAACAUGACCAGUGUGUUCAGUGAGACUUAUUCACUAGUGGGUGCAUUCAGGAUUCCAGCCUCAGUAUAUUUAAUGCAGAAAUUCACCUAUAUGCAAAUACCAUGUCUUUGUCUGAUUCUUUCAUGUUUUAAAAAUCAUAUGUAUACAUUAAAUCUGGCAUAUUAAAUUAGAUUUCCAACAAUUGUAAGAUGGCAGAUCUGCAGCUUUAAAAUGACAGUUCAGAUCUGGAAGUUGUUUUACUCAUUACAGUACAUUGGUGACUGAGCUGGCAUUGGAAUCCAAGUCUCAAUCCUAAUCUUUAUUCACUGAAGCACAGUGGCAAACUAGUUGUCCAACGCAACAUCAGAAUAAAGGAACUGGUGCAUGCCAAGAAUUAUGUUUCUGCAUGACUGCUACAUGCAUACAGCAUCUAAGGAAAGUUUCAAGAACUGAUGGGAUUCAAUAUUUUCACUUUUUAACAUAUCUUUCCAUUCCACAUAGCAGUCAACAUAUUGUACAAUUUGUCCAAAUAUACUAGUUAUGAUUAUGGUAAAUAGCUUUUCUACUGCACAAUUAAGAGUAGAAUCCUAAAUAAAUUUUGUUGUAAGCAUCGUUAAGCUUAGUGGGACAUACUUCUGAGUAAACUUACUUAGAAAUGCACUACAUGUGUCCAAGUAUGUGUAUAUUUUCCAAAUUUAUUUAUUUUCUAAAGUGAGCAUUGUGUACAUGCGCACAUACACAUGUGCACGGCUGGUUGAUGUUACCUCAAUCCUCAUUUAAUAGACUUAGCAGGACUAUGGGGCACCAGAAUAGCAGCUCAUGACAUGCAAACCUAUGGGGCCAUGUUAACUAUUGGAACAUGAAACAAAUUCUGAAACUAAAGAAACGGUAUAGAAAGAUGUAGGACCUGGCUGUUUCAGUAAAUUAAUGGCCAAUUGAGGUCAGCUGGGGACUUUGUUUAGUAAAGAAGUUUGAAGAGGAAGGGUGGAGGGAGUUUGACGCCUUCUGAAAUGAUAAACAGAAUGCUGUUAUUGAUAAUCCUAGAGUGUGUUUGUUGUUGUUUUUUAAGAAUACAACUGUUAAAAAAAUAAAGUAAGUAUCUGUGGCAACAAAUAAAGCAUUUUCCCUUGCAUGAAGUUGUCUCUUAGAUAUAUGGUUGUAUAUAUUCCACUGUGAGGAGGAAGCUAUUCUACAUGCUUUCAAUUUCCAUGCCCAUUUUUAUAUAAUAAAAUACACUGAUCCUCCUACCUGAGUGCUUAUGCACAGGAACAUAAUGUGGGACUCUACCCUAAAUACAUCAAAUGUACAAAGCCCAUUCAUGAAAGGAGUCUUUCACAUCUGAAGAUUACUAGCGAGCAAAGCUAUUUAUUAUAGUCAUUAUAUGCAAACAGUUUUAGUUCUCCCAAUUCACCAGAAUUUAUUUCAUAUGCCACCUCUGAUUUCUCACAGGGCUGGGAGAAGGUUCUGCACUUCUUCAUCCAGACAGCAGGUCACACCCUCGAUCAUUAGAGAAGAGCGCGUGGAGAACUUUCAAGGAGUCACAGUGUCCUCACAUGCUGAAACAUCUUCAUAAUGGAGCCCGAAUUACUGUGCAAAUGCCUCCUACUAUCGAGGGACACUGGGUCUCCACCGGGUAAGACUGCCGACAAACAUGAUGAUGAUACUAUAUAGAAAACAUGCUAAAAUGCUUUGGUAGACAUUAAUGUCAGGAGGCAAGUACUUUAGAUACAUAGAAAAGUAGGACACCAUACUGUACAGCUUUGUUACUGUGUAUUUUGGUAGGCUAUAAUCCACUUAAACUCACAGCUAGUUUAAUGUACACAGUGAGCUUUUGUCUUUUCUUUCUCUUACAAUAUAGCAGCCUCCCUAAACUAAAAAAUGCUUCUAAAGCAGUUUACAUUGUAGCGGGGGGCGGGGGUGUGUGUCUGCUAUUGAGAGGAAAGCUGAAAACUUCUCCUAUGGACACAGAAGCUUUUCUGGCCACAAAAGUGAGCCUUCAGAAUUUUGUGGCUAUUGUCCGUAUUUUAAACAGUAAGGCGUUUCAGUCUUCCUUACUUUGGAAACCACAGUGUUGUUGAAAAUUGCCAGCCUAUUCAUAGGAUGUUCAUAUGUCAUCUGCUUAUUCAGACCGCUUGCAAGGGCGAGUGAAUAAAUCCUUGCCUUUAUUGCUGUAUCAUGUGACAUGUGUAUAAAACAAAGUUCAUUAACAAAAUGAAAUUAUGAAGCUUUAGCUGUCGAGCCCAAGCAUGCACAAGUGCUUAUCUGAGAUCACAAACAUUCAGUUAGGCAGAGGUAUUUAUUUUGUAGUCUCAGCUUGCAAAUAUACAGCUGUGUACUCACAAUUAUUUUCUUAGGAAGGCUCCUUGGGAUAUAAGAUUCCCUUCAAGCCCAGUCCUGCAGUCCUUAUUCAGGCAAAGCCAUCACUGAAGUUAAUAAAAAUAGUGUCUGAGUAAGCAGUAAUCCUCACUCAAAUCCACCACAGAUAUCACUGGAAAGUCAGGGAGAAGAUGUUGGGCUCCCAUCACUUAGGAGGGAUCUGUUGUACUUGCAGAAAGCAAGCAGACUAGGAAGAGCUCAGCUUAAAAACCUUUUUUUCCCCCAACUAUAAGCCUUACACAAAUAUUUCAGAUGUUCUAGUUUGGGUUUAUUUUAUAAACACAUUAAAGCAUGUUUAUUACUUUGAUUGCCUGAAGCCAGGCAGGUGUGGUCAUUCCUUUUCCUUGUUGAUUUUAUCACCAUGGAAGUAGAAAUAUAUUAAAAGUGUUGCCUAUCUCUUAAGAAACAUAACCACAUUGUCACACAGAAAUAAAACAGGAAGGGACUCAUUGAAAAGCUAUUGAGCUUAUGAGAAUAUUUAUCUUCAGGUCUAGAGGCUUUGACAGAAGCUUAUUCAUGUUAGAUAUACAUAUUUAAGAAAAACUGAAGAAGGAAAAAAACACGUUAAGUUGGAUCCAGACAUGUUCAUGCUUAGGGUAGAGUCACUGAAGUCACUUAAGUUCCAUUGAUUUCAAUGGGUCUACUCUAAGCAUGAUAGGCAAAGCAAUUCUAAACCCUGGCCAGGAGUAUCAAAACAGCUGUCAUAUCUGAAGCACUGCCAGCUCAUGCCAGGCGGGGGGAGACUGGUUCCAUUAUUUUCUGUUGUGCCAGCUCCAGGCUGGUGCAUGUGGGGGGCCUGGAACAGCCUGGGGCUCAGCAGCUCAAUGGCUAACCCUUCACUGCCUCACACCCAUAAUGCUCUAUUUCAGGGCCUUACUCUGGCCACUGCCAGCAGUAGCAUUUGAUCCACCACUGCCUGCCUGGUAACAAAAGUGAACAGAUAAUGAUAUUGUAGGGGAAAAUCUUUGUCUUCCUUGACAGCACUUGGAAUAGAGUUGCCUACAAUUCUAAGUAGGGAUACAGGGGGCGCUGUGGGUUAAACCACAGAGCCUAGGACUUGCCGAUCAGAAGGUCGGCAGUACAAAUCCCCGCGACAGGGUGAGCUCCCGUUGCUCGGUCCCUGUUCCUGCCAACCUAGCAGUUCGAAAGCACGUCAAAGUGCAAGUAGAUAAAUAGGUACUGCUCCAGUGGGAAGGUAAACAGCAUUUCCGUGCGCUGCUCUGGUUCGCCAGAAGCGGCUUAGUCAUGGUAGCCACAUGACCCGGAAGCUGUAUGCUGGCUCCCUCGGCCAGUAAAGCGAGAUGAGCGCCGCAACCCCAGAGUCGGUCACGGCUGGACCUAAUGGUCAGGGGUCACUUUACCUUUACAAUUCUGAGUACUUGGUACACUAAAUGUGGAGAAAAGAGGAAGUCAGCAAUGAAAUGAAAAUAAAAACAUCAAAUGCAGCAUAGAACUAAUAUACCUUUUAAAACGUCUUUUAAAAAAUGAAACCAGAAACUUAAUGUUAAAUACUGUAAAGGAAGAUGAGAAAAAUUACUAUUUUGGUUCACUAUUGCGAAUAUUGUGGUGUUAAUUAAAUGCCUUAUUAGUGCUGUCAUCUUCUCAGUGACUACUUUAUAUACUUCAUUUCACACUUCACUAAGCUUAUGCUUUUAUUUGCAAUUUGGUUACAGUUGUGAAGUAAGGUCGGGCCCAGAAUUCAUCACUAGAUCCUACAGAUUCUACCACAAUAAUACAUUCAAGGCCUAUCAAUUUUACUACAGAGGUAACCGAUGCACAAACCCAAUCUAUACCUUAGUUAUCCGUGGCAAAAUUCGCCUUCGCCAAGCAUCCUGGAUCAUUCGAGGAGGGACUGAAGCAGAUUACCAGCUGCACAACAUACAGAUAAUCUGCCAUAGUGAGGCAGUGGCUGAGAGGCUAAGUCAGUUGGUGAACCGCACAUGCCCUGGAUUUGUACCAGAAGAUAAAGCCUGGGAGCAGAAUGUGAGCUACGAUUUGUGGAGAGAAGAGAAUGGCUACGAAUGCACCAGAGCACUGAAUUUUGCUAUGCAUGAGCUUCAACUAAUCCGUGUCGAGAAACAGUACCUUCACCAUAAUUUAGAUCACUUGGUUGAGGAGCUAUUUCUUGGAGACAUACACACUGAUCCUGCUCAGAGGAUGUAUUAUCGUCCAUCUAGUUACCAACCCCCUCUUCAAAAUGCUAAGGUAUGUGAACAUUUCGGUUUUCAGUUCCAAGGCACUUGCAAAGAGUAUCCCUUUAUUGCAGGAAAUGCCCCAAAUACCUAAGCCAAAAACUCUCAUGCAAAGAUCUUCAUAUGCCACAAGCAUGAGUCUUAUUUCCUCCACAGCUUUUGCCCAGUGCCCUCUCACAUCCUUAUUACUGCUGCUUCUUUAUGACUUGCAUCCCAAUUUUUUUUGAGAGCCGCAGCGUUACAUGACCCACACCUGACAUCAUACAAUGUCAUGUGAGUGACAGGUGGGCAUGGCAAAACUGCCCAACAGGCUACAUUAGCUUGCCUAGGGCUCAAGGGCCAGAGCUUCCCAACCCCUGUAUUACAUCUUUUGUCUUUCUAAGCUGUACUUCCUCCUUUAACCAAACUAUAGUUUCUUGUUGUUAACACUUCAAUAUGUUUCUAAGUAUUGUUGUGGCAAACAGAUUCUUAAGUAAUAAAGUUCCCAUCUUUUCCCUUAGCCUGUGCCCUUCCAAGCUUCCAUGCACUUUGAAAUGUUCCUGAUAAUAAUAGAAUAUAUUCAAUUUUUCUUGAAUGUCUGGAAACUAUUCCAGCCGACCAGCCAACCAUCUCAGAGGCUAUUUUGCUUUGCUUUUAUGUUUUACUAGAAAUCUUGUAUAUCUGCAGGUCAGGUAAAAGUAGCUUAAGGUCACAACACAGUUGUGUGGUCUACAGACGCUCAUUAAAAUCCUGAUAAAAAGAAGCAAAUAAAACUUUACCUAAUUCAUUGCUUUUGAGCACUUGCAGAUUCAGUGUACAUCCACUAAGAUUUUUACUAAUUUAUAUUCUUCAUAUUUUAUGCUACCAAAUUCAUAGUGUAUUAUUUACCUGUUCAUUUAAAAUCCAGUAAACUGCUUCAUUCAGAACUCUGGCAGCUUGUGGACCAUCUUUAAGGAUAGCCCCACCUGGAAUGCAUUACAAUAAUCUAAUCAAGAGGUUACCAGGGCAUGGCUUAUUGUAGCCAGUUUAUUGCAAUCUGGGAAUGGUUCUAGCUUGCAAACAAGGGGGAACUGGAAAAAGGCACUCCAUGCUACCUGAGCCUCAAAUGACAAAACGGUAUCCCUAUGCUACAUACCUUUCCUUCAGAGAGAGUGCAACCCUAUCUAGAACACAAUUCCUGGACGCAAUCACCCACCAACAGAAUGUCCAUCUUGUUGGGAUUCAUUCACCCCAUUACAACCUUCAGGCAUCUGUUAAACACCUGCGCAGUUUUACCUGAUUCAGAUGGUAAGGAGAAAUAGACCUGGGAAUCAUCUGCAUAGUGAUGACACCAUGCCCCAAAUUCCCCCAAUGACCUCACCCAUCAGCCUCAUAUAUUAAAAAUCAUGAACCCUGUGAGACCCCGCAGCACUGAUACAUUGAUAAGGGCCUGAGUAGGAAUCCCCCAAAUGCAUAUCUCUCAGAAUAACCCUGCAGGUAAGCGUGGAACCACCAUACCGUUCAACUCCCAACCCAUAGAGCUGUUCCACGAUCAGUGGUAUUCGAAGCUUCCAAGCGAUCAAGGAGAAGCAAUGGGUUCACAUUCCCCUGUUUUCCAAUAAAGGUCAGCAACCAGGGCAACUAAAGGUGUUUUGGUGCCAAGGUGGGCCUGAAGCCGGAAUGCGUUGGGUCCAGAUAAUAAAAUGAACUAGUGAGCAGUAGCUCUUUUUUUCAUGGUUUUUGAGGUUGCAGCCAUUGAGUGCAUAAUGGUUCACACUGAGAUAAGCCUAACACUAGCACCUGGAACUUCCUUUUGUCAUAAAGAUGAAACUGGGUAUAACAGGAGGACAUAAGAAUUGUCUUUGGAAUUGCUGAUAUGAUAGUUGUCCUGGAGUGAGAACCAUGCCACUAAGGUCUAGCCUCCAAUGUCCUGAUCAAGAUUGGAGGGAAUAAAAAUCAAGGAACACAGACUCUGGAUAAUAUUUCUAUCUGUCCAAGUUUGCAAAUGACCGUUUCAUACUUCAUGGUUUAGAUACAUCACCUCUCUGCUAGUUGAAUUCAAAUAAGUCAUUCCCUUUUGUCUUCCUGUUGUUGUUUGCUGCCUGAGGUACCUCUGUACCUCUAGAAGUAACAGUUUUGAUAUGUGCCAUUAUAUUUCUUGAAAAUUGAAGCCAGAACAAAAGAUUAAUAACAAUAACAUUUAUUUAUUUAUUUAUUUAUUUAUACCCCGCCCAUCUGUCUGGGUUUCGCCAGCCACUCUGGGUAGCUUCCAACAGAAUAUAAAAAACACAAUAAAACUUCAAACAUUAAAAACUUCCCUAAACAGAGUUGCCUUCAGGUGUCUUCUAAAAGUCAGAUACAGUAGUUGUUUAUUUCCUUGACAUCUGAUGGGAGGGCAUUCCACAGGGUGGGUACCACUACCGAGAAGGCCCUCUGCUUUGUUCCCUGUAAUGUUGCAGUGAGGGAACUGCCAGAAGGCCCUUGGUGCUGGACCUCAGUGUCCGGGCUGAAUGAUGGGAGUGGAGAAUUCUACUGAAGAAAGCAAAUGUUGCUGAGAAGGUAGGCAAAGAAAGCAUUGCUGGGAAAUAGAAUGGGGGUGAUAUAGCCACAACAAAAGAGCAGGGGUUAUAGUUUAGAGCAUUAGGAGAGAAACAAGUCAUUAGCAAAUCAUGUGUAAAUCUGAGGAAUGGAGAGAGAGAACGAGGGAUUGAAGCAGAGUGCUGCAGUUUUGCAGUGGGGCUGCCUGCACAUCUUUUCUGAUGGCAUCUCAAAGGAAUGCCUAUAGCAAUUGGAACCACAUUUGAGACUUUAGCUAUCAUCAAUUAGUUCCAGAAGAAAAGUUUUGGGUCAAUUCUAGCUUAAGAAUUCUUUAUUUUUCAAUUAUUUUUUGCAGCAGUGGCCGUGCUUGUAACCAGUUUCGCAUAAUUACUUAAUAAAGCACCAUUGAAUGGACAUGCAAAAUAUUUACAUAUCUGUGGUGAAAUAGAUUUCUUCUGUCAGUUAGGAAAGAAUGUCGGCAAGAGAAAUGCAAUCUAUUUUUCAACAGAAUACUUUUAAAUACUGUUUUACAUUUUGUAUUCUUCUAUUCAAAGUCACAAUGGCUAUGUUUUCAUGAGAAACAAGUUAGAAGCCGAAGAACCUCCUGGCUGGUCAGACCAGGUCCAUCUUGACAAGCAUUCUGUUUCCAUUAGGGGCCCGAUGCAGAUACUGAUUUUAAUGCAGACAUGAAUAUACAUGACUAUAAUAUUUUUGGUCAAAACUACAUGUUUCCCCUGUGGGUUUUUUGUGGGGGGAGCUUUAUUUAACCCAAAACCAAGUGGGGAGCAUAUCACUUCCACAGCAGUCUAAUUUUCUCAAGCUUCAGCUGGUCCAUUAUGUAGCACCCAGAUUACUGGCUGGAGUUCUGUUUAGGACCGAUAUCAUGUUUAAACUCAUGUUUAAAACAGCUGCAUUAGUCACCAGUUAGUUUUGGGGCCUAAAUACAUUAGUAUUUAGAGUGUUUAAUGAUGUAUGUUCUAAAUAUUUGAAAGACUACUUCAUUCCCUACAAAACAUUUUGGAUGUGUAGAUCAGUGGGCAUGGGCCACCCUCAGAAAUUUGGGGGUGGGUGUGAUCCAGCAGAGGGCAUUCUCUGUGGCAGAUCCUAAAUUACAGAAUUUCCUCCCUACAGAACUGUGUCUGACACCUUCAUUAUAUAGUUUCUCUUUUAUGCUGAAGACAUUGGUCUUUGCUGCCUGUGACAUCUUUUUAUUACCCGCCCUAGUCAUGUUACUGUAAUUUAUUUUUAAAUUGUUGUAAUAAUAAUAAUUUGCCCCCAAGUGUGUUUUUUUGGGGGGGGGCCAUGGAUGAGAAGAUAUUUGCAUUUGUAUAUUCCACUCUUGGGUGUCAAAGAGCUUGCACAGAACAAUUUGGAAAGGAAAAAUAUCUACUAUGGAAAGAGAUGUCCUCCAAUGCAAACUUCCACAUCAGUUUACAGCUUCUCACAACUGCGUUGGGUAAAGCAACAACAACUCUCAAAGAAACAUUUACACAUCUGAACAUCAUGUGCAGUUUGACCCCUUGUGUAACUUAGCUAUAGGUCGUAAUGGCUUUCCUAAAUAUAUGAAGGAUGAAAGCAUAGGAUGCAUUUUGAGACCACACAAAAUAUAGAGCUAUGAGGUUAUAACCUUUCUCCUUUGAACUUCUUUCCUUUUCUAAUUGUCAGUCCACGGGGACUCAGCUGAAAAUGAGCUUAAAUGCUUAAUUGAGUUCAAAACCACUAGUCUCAGACUCUUCUGGAAACUGGACACCGUGCAUAAACAGAAACAUUAAAUCAACUUGUUUUUUUUAAGGCUUUUAUGGUCACAUAGUGUGCUGGGUGAGGAAAUCACCUCUGAAGUGAAUCAGGUGUAUUGUACAGAAUCUGUCUGGCAAGGCUUGUUUCAUUUCCUCUUUAUUAUUAUUUUAAAAUAUAAAAACACAGCUAAAAUAAUUAAGGCAUCUAUGAAAAAUAAGAGAACCUUGAAGAUUUUUAAGUUGAUAAAGCUGCAGAAUUGGAUGUGGAAGCCACAUUUAUACUACUAAUAUGGUUGAACUGAGUGGUAAUUAAAAGCAAAUGAUUCCUGGAUAUGUUAGGAAUGCUAAAGCUGAACAGAAUUGAUCUUAUUCCAAAUUCUUUACAGCAGUUUAGCGGCAGGAUGAUAAAUCAAAGACCCAAAGUGAAAACCAGACAGAUCUAAGCCAAGCUGCUAAUUUGAGCACGUUUCCAAAGACUCAAAAGUUUGUUCAAGCACACAGAAUGUAGCAGACUUUGCCUGCUAAAAUGUCUUCUUUGUGGUCCUUAAGUAAAUAGCAUUUAUUCACAAUUAAAUAUAAAGACUGUCUUUAUUCAUAAAUUCAUAUAAACUUCAUACCCUUCAACAAUAUGAUCCCAAAUGCAUGUGUGGCAGGGGAAACCCAGCCAGAUGGGUGGGGUAUAAAUUAUUAUUAUUACUGUUAUUAAAUAGUGUAGCUGCAUUAGUUAAAGCAGCACUUCCUAGUGGGGUAAUAGCAGCUGUUCAGUGCAGCAUUUUGAUUGCUCUCAUGCAAAACAUUUAUUUCCAAUUAUCAGGUGGUUUUGUGAAGAAAAGAAUUGAGUAAAGGUAAAGGGACCCUUCCCUGACCAUUAGGUCCAGUUGUGGCCGACUCUGGGGUUGCAGUGCUCAUCUCGCUUUAUUGGCCGAGGGAGCUGGUGUACAGCUUCCGGGUCAUGUGGUCAGCAUGACUAAGCUGCUUCGGGUGAACCAGAGUAGUGCACUGAAAUGCCGUUUACCUUCCUGCCUGAGUGGUACCUAUUUAUCUACUUGCACUUUGAAGUGCUUUCGAACUGCUAUGUUGGCAGGAGCAGGGACCGAGCAACGGGAGCUCAACCAGUCACAGGGAUUCAAACCGCUGACCUUAUGAUUGGCAAGUCCUAGGCUCUGUGGUUUAACCCACAGCGCCACAUGCUCUCAUGCAAAACAUUUACAGUGGUAAUUAAGUUCUUAACCUGAGGUACCACUGUAUUUCCAAAUAUCAGGUUGUUUUGUGAAGAAAAGAUAUGAGUACGGUAGGGUAAAUGAGUAUGCAGUAUAGGCCACGUGCAGUUGCAGCCUAGAUAAUUUAUUUACUUUGGGCAUGCCAGGGGUGGGUGGAAACACCCCACAAACAGAUCAGUUGGCAGUGCCUUCUGGUUGUUGCAGUCAGGCCCCUUCAGAAGUCUCUAGGGAGAUCCAGGCCAAUUCUAGCUGUUAAAGAAACACAAAAACAAAAUGAGCCAAAAAAUAGUGGUAUGUUUAUAUAAUCAAUUGAUUUGAGGACACAUUCAUCAUGUUCUGCUCUUCUGCCACCAGAACCAAUAUAUUUUAUUAAUAUUUAUGAAUAUGUUAAGCUAUUUAAUAUGACAAUCUACAGCAAUUAACAAACAAAUUAUGCCUUUACCAAAUCAUAUAUCUUAUUUGCUUCAAUUUGCAUUCUUUGUUGGAAUUCACACAAAUAACGGUAAAUUAGAUAGAUCCUGGAGUGAUUCAAUAACAGGACCCUUUGUUAUUUGUGAUUCAUUAACAGGACAGUUAUUAAGAAUAUGCACUCUUAACACAAUUUAAUUGUGAAGAGGUUCUGCGUGUGGUCUUUUUCUAGAUUUCCAAUAGCCAAGGCUACAAUUACAAAGCAUUAUUUUACACACACUGGGGAAUGCUGCACAAUAUUCAGUGACUCACAGCUGGCACAUACUUUUAGGGAUCAAGGAGACUGAUUUAGACAAAUGUAAUUCAGAGUAGAUAUUACAAACUUGACCGUGUUGACCAGGAAACUCCUAGAUGUAUGAGAAACAGCUAUGUCUUACCAUUUUUGGAUCACUCUGUGUGUGUGUGUGUGUGUGUGUGUGUGUGUGUGUGUGUGAGAGAGAGAGAGAGAGAGAGAGAGAGAACUUUGCUUUUGCAUACUGAAAUAGUGUUUUCAAAAUCAAUUUAUCCAGAUAUAAAUGACAAAAGAAAGUAGAAUUACACAUUAUGACAGAUGGAGCUGCUGUGUUGAAUUCUCCCCUUCUGUAACACACACGUUGCAGCUUGUGGCCAGCUACCUCCUGCAGUGACAUCAGCCCUCUAAUUCCACCCAUCAAAUGAUAGGGAAAGAAAUGGAUCCUUACUGUUGUCAGUCAGUGAAAAGCCCUGGAAUAUGAUGGCUUCAGGCCCAAUCAUUCCAGAUCCAGGCUGUUGCUGCAGCAGCAGCCUGUCUGCGCCUCACUUUGCACCCUGCAUGUGUGGCAGGAGCUGCAGAAGCAGCAAUGACCCAGCCAAGUUCUGCAGGGCUGGAGUCUUGAUUGCUUCUUCUGUUUCUGAUCAUUUAGAAUAAUUCAAAGCAAGUUAAAUGGUUGACUUGGAAAAGUGAUCAGUUAAAUAAGGCCUUUCAGAAGCAUAGGAGUAGGUAGGAUGCAGUUGUUAUCCUUCUCAGUAGUUGCUCCCAGACUUUGGAAUUGCCUCCCUAGAGAAGUUAGGCUGGCUUCCUCAUUGUGGUCCUCCUGCCAGCAGGUGGAGACAUUAUGGCUCCAGCAGGCUUUUGGGAACUGGCUGCUUUAAAUGAAAGGGCUGGUGCCAUGCUGUUUUUAUUGUAAUUAUUUGUAUGGUUUUAAUAUACUUUAUGUAUAUAGUUUUAAUUCUAUCAAUUUUUAAUUGUUUUUAAUCCCCUCCCUGUUUUUAGCUGUUUUUUAUGUGUUUUUUAAUAUCUCUAAGCAGCCUUGAGUCCCUGUCAGGGGAAAAGUUUGGGGUGGAUGGGUAAUAAAUAAAUAAAUAAAUAUAAACCUUUCUCAGAAAUGUUUGCUGCAACUAUGAGAAUGUAUUCUUUUUACAGGCGAAUUAGAAUAUGUUUUUUAAAUACUGGCCUGAACUUUAAAAAAACAACUCCCUUAAACUUGUAAAAUGUACUCAUGAAUAAAAAUGGCAAGUACUAUAUUGAUGCAUAUAUGCAGACACUAAAUAGAAAUAUUUCCCUUUCUUUUUUGGUACCUGGCACUUGUGCUUAACAGAAAUUCAGUGCCAGGAUCUUGGAAAUGUCUGCAGUCUGGGCCAGGAAUUUCAAGCAGAGCUGAUAUGGAAGCUAGUGAAGACCAGGAAGUGUGAAAUAGUCUGAGAUUGAAACAUAAAUUCUAGAUCAUUUCUGGGUUAUAACAUCAGCUCAUUAUUUAUGUUCAAAUACCUUGUGUCCUACACAAUUUGACAAAUCAGAAUGAUAAUUUGAUCCAAGGAAGGAAGGCAAAUAUGGAAAUAGAAGAUUAAAAAUAAAAGAUUAAAGAAGAGAGAACCUGCUUGAACUAUUCAAGACAAGAUAAAUGGCUUAAGAGAGAGGUGAGGGAGAACAGCCUCUUAAGAACUGAUUUCAGAGAAUAAAACGGGAAGCAUUCAGUCUAGAUAAAUAAGAUGCCACAGAUAGCACCAGAAACAAUUGAUGAAUCCUCUAUCCACAGGAAUGUGUGUUAUAUCCCACACACACAUUCAAAGCCACUGCCAGUGGAUGUUCUCAGAUUAUUUUAGUGUGAUUUUAUUUUUAUUUUUGAAAUAAUGCUCCAAUUUUGCAACUUGCCACAUCCAGGCUCAAUCCACAUGUAUUUUCUAUGGGGUGUCAAGUUGCUUUCUUAAAAUAUGUCAGAACAUCCAGAAAAUGAAUGUCUCGUUCCUGUAACUUAACAGCUGACUUCAGCCAUUGGAAAAUAAAUUAAAAUCAAAUGAUAGCAAAUGCGCCACAUUAAAAAAUAUAUUUCAUAGAGUGCAAAAAAUUGUAGACUUGAGGUACAGAUGAGCAGGAAACAAAGCAUUUAAGAAAGUCCAGUUGACACAAGUAUUUCAGAGAAGACCUAGAAGGCAAUGGCAGGCAAUCCAGGGACCAUUAGCACUUUUAUAGCAUUUAGAUCUGCGCCUUAAACAAAAUAUCUAAAGACCAAGUACAAGGUUUGGAUCAUUUAUGAAAGUCUUUCAACUGCACAAAGCAGUCAUUCAGAACAUGAGAAGGAGACAGGCUUUAUCAGAGUCGGAGAGGAUUGCAGCUAUCUUUGAUGUUAAUGCUAUUUCCUGAAACUGGCAUUUUCAGUUUCUAUACAGUGACCAGAGAGAAAUAGAGGAACAGUACACAAUUUCACAUAACACCUCCCCAGUUUCUCUCACUCUGUGUCUGUCUUAUUAUGCCUCCCCCCCCCCCCACAAAAUACUCAGGGAUGCAAAUAUGUGUUCAGGGGCCUGGGGCUCUUAGAAAUAAGAAUCUGGACUCAGACAAUGCUAAUUAGAUAGGGCAUGUUUAUUUUAUAGUUCCUUGCUUACAGUUAUGCAGACCAGUGUUCUUCCUUCCAGAAUUCCCUUUGCCCCAUUUCCUAAGGUGGACUAUCUCAUGCUUAGCUCAGAGCAUUCUGAAAUCCUGGUCUUGAUCAAGGAAUGGAUUGGUCAUAAACAUUACAUCCCUCCUUUCCCCCUAUCAAACCACAAAUAUAAUUGAAAACACAGAACACUUGAAAACAUUUCUACAACUGUGUUGUAAAAACUACAACUAUAACAAUAUUAUACAACUAAAGACAUAGAACAAAACCAAAUAAUUGCUGUAUGGUUCACAAUGGAACACAGUGGUUGGCCCUCGCUGGGUACCUUUGACCACACGGAAAGGAGUUGCUGGACUUGGUACAGCAGUACACUUUUUAUGAAGUUGCCAUCAUGCCUAUGAGUUCUGAGCGGUGCUGUGAAGUAGGUUAAUUAUAGAAACAUUUCUUGUUAAUUUUGGGGAACCCCUUGUGCCAUGACCAUUGUGCCACUUGCUGUGAUUUGGAUAUGGCACAGAAUAGAAGAGCACUGAGAGUAUGUCGCGUGGCUUGAGAUUGUAUUGAGAGUAUAUUGUGUGGACACAAAGUGCAUCCCACUUUGAAUGGCGUUUCUGUAGCUCUCUGCUUCGUUGCAAUAUAUGUCGUAUCUCGUUGGUUCAAAUUCUUGUUUUAUAUUGCUUCCAUCUGCAGUAGCAAUAUAUAGAACUUCUGAAUGUCCCUAUAAACCUCUCAACCUGCCCAUUUGCUUGUGGCCAAUAAGGUACAACGUUUCAGUGUUUGAAUCCAGUAUAGUCUGAAAAUUAAGCAAAAUGAUGGUCCAUUUUUUACUUUGAGGAUAUGUUAGCUGCUUCUUGUUGGAAUGUUUCUGGAGCACAUGCACAGUUUCAGUUUCUUUAGUGGGGCUCCCUUUCUCAAUUUUCUGGACAUGUAUUUCUGGCAUUUCAUUUGCCUGAGCAGUGUCUAUAGUGUUUUAGCAAGAGUCACCUGGGAUUCUCAUAAAAUUUGCCUGAACAUUAUGUUGGCAGUGCAUAUUCUAAAACAGCUGAAUAGCAGAAUAAAUAUCAGUUGUUAUAUUGAAUUAAUAAAUGAAUUAAUUAAAUGAGGUAGCUUUCAAAAAUUGGCUCUUACAGUUUUUGAAUUUUGUGUUUUGGGGGCAAAAUAGACUAGUGCUGUUCAACAGUAUGUAUGUAUGUAUGUAUGUAUGUAUGUAUGUAUGACUUCACAUUCGUUAGCUUGGCAAAGAUACACUUACUUUGGUAUUGUGUUCCACAUACCCCUCAACUAAUUACAGCCUCUUCAGCAGCUUGGAUAAGCAUUGUCUGAAGAGAACUUAUCAGUCAAUCACUUUGAUAUUAAAAUGUGGUGGGGGGUUGUUGUGAUGGCCUUUCCUUCACAUUCUAUCCCCUGCAUCUUCUAAGAAUUUGCAAAACUCUUUUCCAAAAUAUAUACAUUUGUCAUUGCAAAUUAGUAUUGCUUCGGUAGAAUAGGUGACAGAUGUAGGCAUGCAUCUGAGAAAGACACUGUUUGCCUCAUUUCUCAUAUUUCACAAAAAUGCUAAUGUUUAAAUUCAAAGGGAAAUGAGCUAUGUUUUGCCUUCAAAGAGUUCUAAAAUUGUAUGGAAGCAGACAAGCCAGACGGCUUCAGCAUUUUACAUUUAUUGGUACAGAAUUGUUUCAAAGGGUCACAAAGUGAGAUGUAGUUGAUUUCUUCCUUGUCUAAAUACCUGAACUCUUGAGUGCUUAAAAAAAUGAUUUUCCUUUAUCAUUCCCUUGUCAUUAUUUUGCCGUCUUAAUAAACUCUGUGGACCAUUUGUAAGCUUGAGUUAUAAUUGCAUUUUUCAGGUCCCCCCCCCCGAGUUGCCUUAUCCGUGUUAGCCUCAUCUAUGAGGUCAUGGAAAGCCUGCUACUUAUCACUUUGUGGGGGAGAGAUGCUAGCCAUUCAGUAAUGUGUUCUCUCGGGACUGAGAUAGCAGAGUUGUGGAACACUAGUGGGAAAUUGUGCUAAAUAUCUAUGAAAGUAUUUUUACAUGGCAUAAGCUCCACAGCAACAGAGGGCGAAAAAUCCCAGACUUUUCCAUUUGUUUUAAGUUAUUCUCAGAUCCAUUUUGGAAUCAAACACCUCAAGAGUUUUCCCUUGGGCUCAUGAUGGGAAAUCUUACCCAGAAGACCUAGACACCGAUUCAAGAGCCUUUAAAAUACUGAGUAUAAUAAUCCUGACCUAACAUGCCCUUCUCUGCCAUUAGUUGGCUGUGCCUGUAACUCAACAAUUUUAUGGGCUUAAUGGCUUGCUGCUAAGUACAUCUUUUAAGGCUAACCAAAGUCAGCUGAAUGAAACAAUUCUCUUAGUCGACAUGUCUAAUAGGCUAAAACUGGUUGUUCUUAACUCUUUGCAAUACUCUCAACUUUUCAAACAGUUCUUGGUCUGCAAACAUCAUCUGGUAUAAAUCAACACAGUUCCUUUAAAGUUUUUGGAUCGAAGGUUAUUUACACCUGAUGAGAAUCUGGACAUUUUAGUUUGAAUGGUGCCAGGCUGAAAAGAAAAAGAGGCAACAGGAAGAGAAAUCCUGAAAUAAUUUUUACUUUAAACUUACUAAGAUCAUAUUAAAAAAUUAUGGUGCAUUAACCAGGGAAAAAAGAUUGGUCUCAGAUAAGUUAAGGAAGAGAACAGAAAUGUGUGUGGUGUUUAUAUAAUACAUCCAAAGCAUGCUAAAAUGAAAGCUAGAAGUAUUGGUUCCCAGGCGCCAAGUGAGAUAUCACCCAAAAAUGCAAUCGUUCUGCAUACCAUUUGUGGGUUGAUUUCUUUUUCUCUGUGGCAUCACUAAAAGAGGAAGGAGUAGGAUAAGGAACGCUUCAAGGCCAGGAUAAGAACAAUCAUUUCCUUUCCUUUUGCUCCCAUUAUGAAAAGCUCAAUUGUUUCAUCUUACUGCUUUUAUCAUUUGGGAAAGGAUACAUUUAGCACAUUGCAGCUCCAGAUAAAGGAGGCAUCAAAGGUACAUGCAACAUAUAAGGAAGAGAGAGGAACGUUUUUCCAAACUGCUCUCUAUUUCCACUCAUUAAGAUUCAGAUUUUUAAUGCUUGUUUUCACCUAAGGAUUAAUAUGUCACUUUAAAAUCUGUACACCUCAUACAUUUUUUGUAUUUUUUAUAUUAAGUUAUAUUGAAUUUGGGCAGGAGAUUCUGGGAGUUAACAUGGUAUUUCAUUAAAACGCAUAGAAGGAAAAAGAAUGUUUGAGCUUUGGGGUUGAUUAAACACAAAGAAAAGAAGAUCAGUCACCUGAAGUGAGAGUAGCAUGAAGAAUUUUAUUAUUUUCAUCUGUGGGAUGAGAACAUGAAAGUGAUUAAUAAAUAUGAGGUUCAGUGACUGGAAAGUAAUGUAGAGUAUUCCAAGACAUUCAAGAUAGUUUGUUGGCUUUCAUCCAAGGAAAUAUAUUGCAUGUCUAUUUUGCUUAAUAGGACUUUAUAGCAAGGCAAAUUGUCUCAUGCAUUCCUGGAUUCCAUCUCUCCUUGCCUGAAGCAAGCCAGUUAUAUUCACCUUAAAACUCAGGGUCUGGAACACACUGGCACUGGCUCUUACUGCCACAAGCUAUAUUGACUGGGCCACAAACUUCUGCCACUGUUUUAGAGAUGGUUUUCCCUUGGGCAUGCAAUGAUUUUGCAAGUCUUCUCCUGUCUUACAGCUGUACUGAGGCAGAUUGGAGCGUGGUAACCAAUCAAAAAACAGUUCAAUUUUACAUGCUCUAUCUCAAUCAGAUUUUAUUGCAGCAUUGCAUAGUAAGGACAAUUAACAUUAUCUUGCAAAAAAAGGUACCGGGGGCCAAUUCAUCUGUUGUUCUUUAAUAGGGCACUAUAUCUAGGACAAAUAUCUCUUGAGGAGUGGUGUCAUUUUUCCUUGGUGGAAGUAUGCAUGUCUCAUACAGUUGUCUAUUUCCUGUGUUUAUUCUGGAGGUAGGGCUGUUUCACGUUUUUUUCUACACAGAAAUUACCAUAGAAAAUCCAUAUGCAAUACAACAUGAAACAAAUGUGCACAGUGUCCAUUCUGGGCAUAGGAACCAUUAUUAAUAUAUGGCCACCAUGUAUGGCUUGCCUAAGAUUUUUUGCUACUCUUAACAACUCCACUUUAAAAUCUGAAAUUCCACUACAGAGAAUGCUGAGGUACAACUCUUGGGUCAUGUGGUGCUUCAGCCAAACUCCACAAAACUUGCUACCUCAAGCAACUGCUAGGUUUGGUUAUGCUGUAUUUCCAACCCUCUAUAAGCCUUCUUAAACCACAUAUUCUGGAAGCAAGCCCAUUCCCAUAGAGUGAUUGGAACUAGAAUGGUCUUAACUCCCUCCAAUAAAAGGAAGCUUUCCCAUCUACCAUCACUCUCCAGGAUUAAGCUGCAGUCUGGAUUACAGCACUUGAUAGAAGAUGCAGCCUGCAUUAACUCAGGAAAGAACAAGAAAAGCCGGACUUGCAAGGGAAGUUUCAGCAAAACUAAAACUGACCGGAGUUACACAGGGGCUUCUCGUAAUCGUUUUUUUGUUUAGUCUUCAAUGUUUUCAUUGCUGCAGAGCCACAGUGGAGAUCCCCACGAGGGGCUGAAGAUUUUAAUCAAUAGUGUCGCUUAAAUGCUUUGUGCUAAGAUACAGUUUUAGGCACACUUCAGUACUUCAAAUUCUUCUAUUCCCUUUUAAGAAAGUUACUUAUUCUUCUAAAAAUAUAAAUAUUAUGCAGAUACGGUGCAUAAUGAUCCACAUUCUCAACUACUCAGUCUUGCAUUUCCCUCUUUUGUUCAUUUCGCAAUUAACAUUUGGUAUCUGGGAGGUGGAGACAACACAUGGCAACUGCUUCCUGUUAAAAUACCCAGAGCUCUUCUAAAGACUAAAAAAAAAAAUAUCAAAGGUAUACUGAAAUAGGCAGCUGCUUGCCUGGGACUGAACAGCAAGGCUUGGGUCACAAAAGAACAAGUGUGUGUUCAAAUAGAAAUGGCACGACAUAUUAUACGGUUUGUUUUUCCAAGAACGCUGUAGGAUAGUAAAUCAUUCACUGGAAUAAAUGAAUAUGGUUAUACUGAAAAGCAUUAUUAGUGCAAAAGGUGAAAAGAGGUAUGGAAAUACAUUACAAAUCUGGCCAUGUAUCAAAUGUGGUUGCAACUGUGUAGAACCUGCAACGAGAAGGAAAAGACUUCCAUUUUGCACAGCACAGAAGCCCCAGAGUCUGCCUUGGUUGCCUUAGCAAACCUUGGAAGUAAAUAUUACAGCACAAGUCAGGGAUGCGAACCUGUUGUGGGGGCUGAUGAAAUUUGGAAUCCAACAGCCUCUGGAGGAUCACAGACUCCUCAUCAGUGGCAUAAGGUCACACUUGCAUCCCAAGGGCUAUUACAAUGGCUAAGGUUGCUUGCCAAAUUUUGGUUCUGUAAAAGAAUCUGCCUGUUAAACUUUUAUGCAGUGUAAGUGGAACACACAGAAAUUCUGCCAUUAUUGUUUUCCUGCAUGCUAUAGAACCAGUAAGAGAACAUGCCUCUAGGAGCUUCUAGACUGGGGACUUUUUAGCACUACAGUGGUACCUCUGGAUGCGAACGGGAUCUGAAUUUUAGAAUUCUACAAAUGUUAGCAUGCAUAAAAGCAGAAGCUAAUUUUUUUUGUUAAUUUAUGAAAUGGCAUGAAAGAGCCCAAGAUAACAAAAAGGGGGAACUUUAAAUUCCGUGGCCAUGAUCAGUCAAGGGAAGGUGGUAACUCUUGCUGUUGACACAUAAGGAAAAGCGUGUUUCACUUUCACCUACUCUUAAGUACUAUCUGUACAAAUUGCUUCCCAUAAAACAUCCCAAAGUGAUGUAAAUAUGCUCAAGUGUUUGAAUAUGCCCAGUGCAAUUAAGUGGGGGGGGGGAGCUUCCCCUUCCAUUUCAUAUUACAAAAUGAUUAUUUUUAUGUACUUGUACCCUGCCCUUUCCCCUGCUUUUGAAAGUUUCCAGUUUCAAAAAUAUGCGUCUGAUGGCCCACCCAUCUCUUAGGCACUCUAAGUACUGAACCUAAAAGGAAAUUUGAUUUGCUAGCAACUGACUAUGUGUCUUACAAAGUUUCUAUCAGUUUUACAAGGUUUCUGUUGGUUUUGUUUCAGAACCAUGACCAUUCAUGUAUAGCAUGCAGGAUCAUCUAUCGGUCAGAUGAACACCACCCACCAAUUUUACCUCCAAAGGCUGAUUUGACUAUUGGAUUACAUGGGGAAUGGGCGAGCCAGCGCUGCGAAGUGCGUCCUGAAGUGCUCUUUCUCACCAGGCACUUCAUCUUCCAUGACAACAACAAUACCUGGGAAGGUCAUUACUAUCAUUAUUCUGACCCAAUCUGCAAGCACCCCACUUUCACCAUCUAUGCCAAGGGUCGUUACAGCCGGGGAGUACAUUCAUCCAGAGUGAUGGGCGGAACAGAAUUCGUGUUUAAAGGUAAGAUCAUUAGUUUUCAACCAAAGCUCUUUCCAAAGUACAGCAUAAUUUUUAUAGCACGUAGCAAAACACAUAUGUGGAGGGAUUAAUAUCAUACCAAAUUGCCCCACAUGUUCUUGGAUAUCCAUCUCACAGUAGACCAGCUCAGUUUCUUGCAGCCAUGCAAUGCUUUAUUUAAGCUUCCUUCUGCCUUCAAGUAGGACUAUAUUCCCGUAGUUCUCAUGAUUCCUGCCUUGUGCUGCUGCACUAAGUUGAAUGGCCCAGACUGGCCAGGGAAGGGGAAUCAGUAAGCAUUAUCGGGUAGUUUGACAGAUAGGAGCCAGACUCUCAGAUUUCUGUAAUAGACCACCUCUUUCUGUGACGCUUGUAUGAUGCUUUUGGGUGGUCUUUGGAAGAGGGGUUGGGCAGUUUCUAAAGCCUUUAAAAGCUGUUACACAUCUUUGUUCUGGGUCCUCACCUCCUUGCAGGGGUGGAAGCUCUGUUGCAAACGAAAAUAAAGAUCUUCCUUCCUUCUAAAGAAAGAAAGAAACUUGCUGCAAAGCAGCAAGGUCAAAUAGUGUCAAAUAAAGGGCAAGUACUUAAAGCUUGGAAGUAGUGUAAGACAGACUUGAACUAAUUACCAAAAAAUCAAGUUAAGAUACCUGUUAUGAAACAAUGGAAUUAAAUUCUAAAGUGUUGUAAUCACAGCCAACUGUGUUAAAUAAAUAUAAAACGUGUAUCAGUCACCUUAAAGAGAGCAAGCAGUUCUCCUUGGCUUUUAAAUAGAACCCCAGGGAUAGCCGAGCUACAAACAGUUCUUAAAAUGAAAAAGACACAUGGCAACUAUAAAAUGAAAUGUGUUGUGCCUAAAGAGUAAAGCUGCAAGUUCUUUUUCCAAAAUGGUGAAAGAACACACCAAACUCCUGCAGAGCUGAGGAACAAAAAGCCUUCACUCCUAACAUCCAUGACAAACUUGGAGACCUUGCCCAUCACUUUUAUAAAGGCAUUCCUGGGUUUGUGAUCAAUUGGUGGGCAUUCCAGUCUUAAGCAUAGACCAUAAAAGCUAACCUAUGAAGUCAAAGGAUGAAGUCAAACAUAACAAAUCUAAAUAGGGCUGCUUCUGUGUUGAAAUGACAUGCAAGGGGGCCUGGAUUUUUGUUAGGAUUUGUUGAAUUGUUCAUAUAAAUUUAUUAAAAUAUGCCACCCAAACUUGAAACUGGACCAACUUAAGUUUGCUUGGAAUUCCCUUUCUUGAGGUGCUUUCAGUUCAGCUGGAACUCAAAACAAAAUUGUUUAAAUUACUUUUAAAUUAAAUCAUAAAAUCAUAGAAUCAUAAGAGUUGGAAGAGACCACAAGGGCCAUCGAGUCCAACCCCCUGCCAAGCAGGAAACACCAUCAGAGCACUCCUGAGAUAUGGUUGUCAAGCCUCUGCUUAAAGACCUCCAAAGAAGGAGACUCCACCACACUCCUUGGCAGCAAAUUCCACUGUCGAACAGCUCUUACUGUCAGGAAGUUCUUCCUAAUGUUUAGGUGGAAUCUAGUCAGUCUUUUCAUGAUUAGGAGAACUUGGCUGAUAUAAAUCAAGGUUGUUUUUUUAAAGCUCUGAAGUUUAUAGAUUAUCCAUUCCUCAAGAUGUUGCACACAUGAAGCUUUAAAAGUGUGGAUAAUAUAUGAUGGUAGUGGAGCUGACAUUUUCUGAGGUUUUUGGUUUCCAUUUGGAACUGGUUACUUCAUUAGCUUUCUGAGCAAGUAUAUGUUAAAAGACAUAGCUUUAUAUCCUGGCUACAGAACAAUUUUUAAAUGAAAUUUGAGUGCAGUUUUAUAGCGUCCUCUCUCAUGAAAAGCAACUUGGUUUUAUUUGUAGGCUUGCCUGGGGCAGCAGGGUUGUGAAAUAGAAACUGUUUAAUCUCUUGCCUUUCCUAUCUAGACAUCAGUCUUUUUUUCUUUUUUGGUGGAACUUGCUUUCCCCCCUCCUAGAAGACUUAAUUAUGUGAACCAAAGUUAGUUCAUUUGCUUAGCAUGCCCACUACACAGAAGCUAAAAAUGUUUGUGAAGAUAGAACAAGUAUCUGACCCAAUUUAUUGUCCCCAGCUCAUUAUAGAAAUACAUUUGAGUUUUACACUUUGAAAAAUAGGCGUAUUAAAAUGUUUGAUGACAUUUAGAGGCUUAAAAAGAAAUCAAGAGCAUCAAACUGGAAAAAUUAUUUAUAAUUAAUUUCAAAUAAAUUUGCACCUUAUUUUAAAAAGUGUAUUGAUUUUUGUGCUUACUUUAAUGAAGCUUUAUUGAACAACUGGAUAGCUGGGGGUAUAUGUGUAUGGAAACAAAUUUCCAUGAAUGUAUGUUUAAAGCUUGGAUUGAGAGCAAAGUACUGGAUCAGCACCCUGUGGCUGUUUUCCCUGUAAAAUAACUAUCAGAAUUAAGUGUGCUCUUUAAAAAAUAAAAAUAAAAAAUGUUAAAUGUAGUUUUAUGUUAUAUUUAGAUCAGAGAUCAGAACCACUCUAGUAAUCACAUGAUCUAAUCUAAUGAGUAAAGGUAUAAAGUAAUUGUUAUUGUUCCUAAAUCAAAGAUUGCAGCAUGUUCUCACCUUUGAUGCUAUUUUAUCUAGCAUGUGCAUAAGGAAGUUAGGGCAAUAAUAGACAACCCUCCAAUCCAGAGGCUGCUUAUGGGUACAGGAACUCCAUUUUAGCUCAGAACUCUCUUGCUUAUAAACAUGUGAAUGCAUAAGCUGUGAUUCAAGUCCUCCAUUGAAAUUAAUAUCAAAGAGAUGUAAACACUGCUAACAUAAUUAAAUGCUUGCAUUGGUCAUGCUCAUUAAAACAAGAAAAAAUGAGGAUAUGUUCAUGCCUUGCUGAAAUAUUUGUUCAUGGCCAAGGUUCAGUGAAUCAAUCAAGAUUGGCAGUUUGCCGUCUUCCUUGUUGUAGCUUUUCCACGCACAUACGUGUUACACAGCAGUUGCAUAAUUUCAUAUUUUAAGGAAAUUUAAACCUUUUCUUAACGUUGUACAAUAGCUGUAAAGCAGUCAUGUUAUAGUCCAGUGACAAUGAGAAGUGAAGCGUGCCAAGGAGAUACAUAUUCAAUACAGACCAGCAAUGGUUACUGUAGAAGAGGAGGUGAUGCAACCUGUUAUGUAUAUCAUAAGGUAGAGUAGCAUAGUAAAUCUAGGUCAUGCCCAAGGACUAAUUCCUUUGAACACUGUCAAGGCUGAACUCCCAACAGCAACAGAAAGCAAACCACCACCACACUAGACAAUUUUGUUACUCAGGGAGUGAGCAAAAAAGCAUUUGCUCAUUGUGGGGCAGGGAGCAUGGUUCUCUUGGCUGAGGUCACCUAUCUCAGCAGUUCAGGAAGCCCUGUCCUCACUCAGAUCAGCUUUGUUUUCCAUGAUGUCACCACAUUCACUACAUUAUCCCUGGUUCAAUAGGAAGAGAGGAGAAAUGAACGGCAACAUACAGGCAUAUAAAGUGACCAUAAAGAUAAAAUGCAAAAACAAAAUGGCUACCUUGAGAGCUUGUUUUCUGGCACCGCUCAAAUUAUUGAGCAUUGUUACCACACUGUGAAUUCAGCAGUGUCAUUAAAUCUAUGCACAGUCGUACCUCAAAAGUCAAAACGCCUUGCGAGUCUAACGUUUGGCUCCCGAAUGUCACAAACCUGGAAGUGAGUGUUCAGGUUUGCAGACGUUCUUUGGAACCCAAACAUCCAACGUGGGUUCCGCGGGUUCCGAUUGGCUGCAGGAGCUUCUGCAGCCAAUCAGAAGCCGCACCUUAGUUUCUGAACAUUUUGGAAGUCAGACAGACUUCUGGAACGGAUUCCGUUCAACAUCUGAGGUACAACCUUAUCUGGUUUAUAUUUUGCUCACUCUUAAAAUGACUUAUGAUUAUUUUCAUCUAGUUAAAACAGAGAGCACUGCUACAAGAAAUUCCCACAAUAAGCCAACCAUGCACCUUACUAGUGUUCCACUACUAAAUACUAGAUCUGAGAGCAUAUUUAUUCAACUCACUAACUUGUGGACAUUGUUCUAAGAGCCACUAGCUUAGAUAAAUUUAAAAGGGGAUUGAGACACAGUCAGAAGAGGAUAGAUCUGUUAAUAGUAAUUAGUUAUGAUAGCUAAAUGGUUUACAGGAAGCUUACCUGUGAAAAAGCCGUUGCUGUGGGCAAACAACGGGAAUGGCUGUCGCUUGUACUUUUCUUAAAGCAUCUGGCUGGGCACUGCUGGAACAGGAUGCUGAAACAGGAUGCUGAAGUAGAAGGGCCCAGGAACUAAUGAGCAGGGCUCUUCUUAUGACUUCACUUGCAACUCUUACUGGUUUUGGUUUUAAACCCCUUUUUUCUUUCUUUCCAUACACUUGAGUUACUCUUCACAUUUAUAAAGGCUCAGUUCAGAAGCAAAUGCUGUGUCUUUCAAGGUCAACGGGUUUAGAAACUUCUACAGAAAAUAAUCAAGCUCUUCCUGAAAUAGAAAUCUGGCUGUUGACAAAAUCAUAUUACCUCAAGGCACAAUUAACAGUCCCUUCUUUGUUUUUUUGCAGUGAAUCAUAUGAAGGUUACACCCAUGGACAUAGCUACUGCCUCUCUACUGAAUGUCUUCAAUGGAAAUGAGUGUGGGGCAGAAGGAUCCUGGCAAGUUGGGGUGCAGCAAGAUGUUACUCACACCAACGGCUGCAUUGCUUUGGGAAUUCGCCUGCCGCAUACAGAGUACGAGAUCUUCAAAAUGGAGCAGGAUGCCAGAGGGAGAUACUUGUUGUAUAAUGGCCAGAGACCCAGUGAUGGAUCCAGUCCCGACAGACCAGAAAAGAGAGCCACCUCAUACCAAAUGCCCUUAAUUCAAUGUACUUCAUCCGCACCAAGAGUAGAUGAAACUUUAGAAGAAAACAAACUAGGAUGGUACAGCACUGGAGCACCAGCAAAAAAUCCCUGUGCUUUUGUUUUGGUUAUGAUGCUGGCUGUUAGUACUGUGCCAACGUUGGGCAUUUACAGCUAGAAUUGCAUUUUCAAAUGACUCCUAUCAGGGCAAGUGUAGGACUUAGGCUACAUGGGGAGAAGAUGUCAUAAAGCAUCUUAACAGACAAAAAAAGGACAUUUUCUUGAUGCCUGAAGAACUGUUGUUCCUUUUAUCCUCCUUGAAUCAUGAAUAGCACCAGUUUGUUUCUGCUUUGAACGUCAUCCAGUCUGAUCCAUGGCCUGACAUGACUGCACAACAGUAAUUGCACUUUAAAACUGCAGUUCUUCACCCUUAACCCUGUCUUCAGUUUGUUCUUUGGAAGAAAAACUUAUUGGGCUGAACUAUCUUACACAACUUUUCAUCUACCAACUGUGCUGUUGCAGUUGCUCCUACUCCCCAAAUCAGUUUCAUCUUUGAAUUUGAUUAUCUAGAAUUAUGCUUUUAUCGUAUUGUGUCAAUACUGAUAAACUGCAUUGUUCUUAUGUUACAGUGUAUAUAUGUAUAUAUGAAAAAUCCAACUAAGGAUGUAUCUUAAAUACACUUUUAUAGAGUUUACAUAAAAUAUUAAAUGAUCUUUAGGAUCAAGAAUGCUGAAUGAAAAAUCUCAAAUUAAACCUGCACAGAUAAUUUAAAUGAUUGUAUAUAUAGGUGGUGAAUUUAAGAAUAAUCAAGAGAUUUAGAGUGACAUAUGGCGCCAAUGUUCUUACUAAGUUGCCCAACUUAUCACAGUUCAAAGCAAUUUCAGGGGUCCACCAACCACUUUCCACCAACUUUGAAAAAGCAAAAACAAAGGGAAGAAAGCAACAAGAUCUCUCAAUUAUAAAAACCAAGGUGAGUUAUACCAUAUCUUCAUAAGAAAUUCAGGAUAGUGGACUGCUUGCCAAAUGCAAUUCACUUGACAUUCAUUUUAUUAGACUGGGCAGUUCAAUAAAGCAAGCAAGGCUUAAUCUUUAUCUUUAUAUAUUUAUUUUUGCAAGACUUUUUUUAAAGAAUUCAUAAUAAGUUGUGGCAAAGAGUGGAGUUUAACUAGGAGCGGGAUGCUAGCCAAGUCUGUUUCCUUUGGUUAGUGGACAAAUUGAAUAUUAAAUUAUUCCUUUUUUCACUGGGAAUGGGACAGGGGGUCAUGUAAACUCCAUUGCUUUAAAUCAGGGACAGGGAAACCUAUCGCUUUCAUAUUAUUGGACAGAACCCCAGCCAGCAUGGUCAUUGAUGAUGGGAGUUUAGUACAGCUACAUCUGGAAGGACAAAUUCCCCACCCGUUUUAAAUUCACAGUAGCCUCUUUACAUAAUGCCACAAUGACAAGGCCAGGAAACACCGAAUCAAAAGAUACUCUCCCUAAAUAUCAUCUUAUUUAAAACCAGCAGUUUGAAGAACAAAUUAUCUCUUCUCUUUCAUGCAUGUGUAUUCACAUAUAAUUUAUUGACAUGUACAAGUGGGACAAGUUUCAAAUCCAGUGGUGAAAAAUAGCAAUGAGUAAACCAAGCCACGGUGUUGGGUCCCUUAGUAUAAUAGGAAGUGUUCUGUGAUAAAAUACAAACUUACAAAUUGGGACGCAUGAUAAGAAGGAAAGGAGCUCCAGAGGGAAGGUGGCAUAAAGAAAAAUUACUUUUCUCCCUUCUGUACAUAGAAGCCUCCAUAAGCUCAGAGUCUUCUAUCGACAAAGGGACACAACUAUAUACAACCUGUGGUAAGACAACAAACAGAAAGUGAGGGAUGCAACUGAGUCUACAAAAUCUCGGAAAAGGGACCAUUCUUACCAGCAGAAUUACACUUAUAACAUAUAAACAUCAUUCACUGGAAGCUGCUGCCAUGGGCUUGCUUUCUCCACUUGUUAUUUUUUACCAUCUGCAGAAGUUAAAGGGGAACUCAUUUAUGCUGAAGUAAGCAAAGAUACAAUUCAGAUAGAGAUCUUGGACUUUUGACAAUGACAGUGAAAAGCACCAUGUGAAACACCUUUCCCCCCCACAUCUGCCAUAACUAGAUGUGAGAAACCUCUGCACAUAUUUGGCUCUGGGCUGCAGAUUCUUUGACUGUUCUGCCACAGGGUAGAUUAGGAUUCCUGAAUUGGGAAUCUGCUACAAAGCUUCACCUGUCCAUCAGCCCUCCCUGCCACUUAGAAUAAUAGAAUCUCAGAAUUGUAGAAUUUGAAGGGACCCCAAGGGUCAUCUAGUUCAGGAAUAUCAAAUAAAUCAUACAUGGCGUAUGGCUGCCCAACUUCUACUUUAAAACCUCCAAUUUCCUCCUUAAAUUGUGGCCCUCAGAACUGGGCACAAUACUCCAGGUGUGGCCUGACCAAGGCAGAAUAGAGCAGGACUUACUUCCCUUGAUUUGCUCCUGCAUAGCACUGUUGAGUCAUGUUAAGCUUGGGGGGUCCUUUCCACAUGUACUACUGACAAACAAGAUGUCCCCCAUCUUAUAAUUGUUCAUGCCUAAGUGUAGAACCUUACAAUUGUCCUUGCUGAAAUCCAUUUUGCCAGUUUGGGCCGUUUUCCAAUCUGUUAAGGUCAUCUUGAAUCCUGAUUCUAAUGCCCCUGAAUACUUUCAUCCAAGUCAUUUAUAAAGAUGUUGAGCAACAACAGGCCCAGGACAGAACCCUGUGGCAUCCCAUUUGUCACUUCUUUUCCAGGAUGACAAGAAACCAUUCGUGAGUACUCUUUUGGUUUGGGCAGUCAACCAGCUGCAAAUACACCUAACAGUUACCUCUUCCAGUCCACAUUUUGCCAGCUUCUCUGCAAGAAUAUCAUGAGGGACUUUGUCAAAAGCCUUACUGAAAUCAAGAUACACUAUGUCCACAGCAUUCCCCUGAUCUACCAUGCUUGCAACUAUUUUUUUAAAAAAUGACUCUUCUGGCAUGACUUGCUUUUGAGAUACACAUGCUGGGUCUUUGUAAUCAAAGCAUCUUUUAAUUAUCUGUUCUAGGGCAUUUCCUGGUAAAAUGUUAAGCUGACUGGUCAAUAGUAACCUGGGUCUUCUCCCCACCCUUUUGAAGAUGGGGACAUUUGCCUGCCUGGAGAACAGGUUAAAUACUUCCGCCUUCUGCAAAGACUUCAUCUGUUCUCCAAGAAUUCUCAAAGAUUAUAGACACAGGCUCAGAUAUCAAAUGUGCAAGCUCCUUUACUACUCUUGGGUGCAGCUCAUCAGGCCCUGGAGAUUUGAAUUCCUUACCACCUGGUUUACUGUCUUGAGCUGCAGCUCCUCCCUCCUUGCAUUGUUCAUGCUUUCAUCAGGUUAGGCACUGCUUUCCUUUAGGGUGAAGGCAGAGGAAAAUAGGUGUUGAUCAGUUCCGCCUUCUGUCACCCAAUAGCAUUUCUCCAUCUUCUCCAUGAAAGAGAUCUACUACUUGCUUGUUCUUCCUCUUGCUUCAAACACAACCAAAGAAACUUAUUAUUAUUUUAAACCUCUCUUGCAAGCCUGAAUUCAUUCUGAGCUUUGGCCUGCCUGACCUUCUCCCUGCAACUGUAUACUCUUCCUUCCUGGUUUCUCCCUCCUUCCAUUUCUUAUACAUUCCCUUACACCUCAGCUCAUCUGUAAGCUCCUUAUACAGCCACACUCGUUUAGGUGCCUCCCACUUGUUGCGAAUUGUCUGCAUUUGUGCCUUCAAUAUUUCACCUUUAAGAAUCACGUACUGGGCUCCCUUCUCUUCUGAGUAUUUCUGACCACAGUAGUUCCUCAAGAUUUUUGAAAAUAGCCAUCUUAAAGUCCAGAAUGCAUGUCGGACUACACUCUGUUUUCUCUUGCCUCUGAGGACAUGAUCAGUUCCUCCCAAGGUUCCCUGUACUUUCACUUCGUUGAUCAGUUCCUUCCUGUUGAUGAGUACCAGGUCCCCUUGCUGCUGCUUCCACUUUCUGGGAAGUGAGGGAAUUGAGGAAUUUGUUGGAUGUUACAUUAUUGGCAGAGUUUCAGUUCCAACAGAUACUGAAAUAGCUGGAAGUCUCCCAUGACUAUACCACUCCUUUUCAAUAGUUUGGUAAAGUGCUCUAGGAAGGCACCGUCCAGGUUUGAAGGCAUGUUUGAUUGGGAAGUUGGAACAGAGUAGAGCUGGGGGCAAGUUUGAGAUUUUAAGGUGGUUGUAUAUUUGCAUAAAGCCAAGGGUGUGUUUUUUAAAAAAGAUAUUUUAUUUUUGUAACAUUAAAAAACUAUUUUUUCUUCCCAGUUUUCUUCUCUAAAGUGCCAGGGAAGUUUCAGUACUUGUUGAAAAUGUUGGUUAAAUAAAGAGUAAAUGAAACC